UAGCGCCAUUCCUAAGCUGCGUUCGUUUUGUUCAUCUCUCUUGUUCCUUCCCGUUUAGAGAGAGAGAGAGAGAGAGAGACUGAUGGGCUCUUCUGCUACUCUUCGUCUCCUCUUCCCUCUCUCAGUUUUGCUCUGUAUUACUUCUUGCUUAAGUCACGCAACUAUAUUCCCAGGGAUUGACUUGGAAAAUCCAGUUAUUGAUGUGACUCCAUCCCUCCUCUCUCCUUGUACCUCAUCUCCUCUCGGUGCCAAAGAAGUAUUAUGGUGUGGGCGCAUUCGAGUUGCUGGUCAAUCGAGACUGAAACUUGGGAGUUACGCUACUGCAUAUCAGGUUACUUCGGCCCCAUCCGUGGUAAUUCCUGAGAAACUACACAACAAAAUUCAGAUAUGUUUUCACAAGAAUGCUUCGCGUGGUCUAUGUCAAUGCGAAAAAGAUGAGUGGAAAUCUGUUCAAAAUGGGCUUUGGAGCUCUGUUAUGUCACCUUAUGGGGAAAGAUUUGUCGAUGUGAAGUUUGCUGCAGAUAUUCCUGGUUCUGUGACAGUAACAGUCAAAGAAGAGUUUCAAAGAUGGCGUCUCCUUUGUCUUGCUCUUGGGUUUAUUUUGUUGCUGCUGGCACCAGUGGUCAGCGGUUGGGUUCCAUUCUAUUAUAGCAGUUCGAUGGCGAUUGGAGUUUUACUUGUCAUCAUAAUCAUUCUUUUUCAGGGGAUGAAAUUAUUACCAACUGGGAGGAAAAGUUUCUUCUACUACACUAUUUAUGGUUCAGUGCUUGGAGCAGGGUCUUUCCUGUUAAAUUACUUUUCAAUGUUGGUCAAUUCAAUUCUUGUCAGCUUUGGGCUGAGUGAAGAGAUGCACAAUCCGGUUUCUGUUUUUGUGCUACUCUUGAUUGUCCUUGCAGGAGCUGCUCUAGGGUAUUGGAUUGUGCGGAAAUUUGUUAUUUCCGAAGAUGGAAGUGUGGAUGUUGGCGUAGCUCAAUUUGUGAAAUGGGCCAUGCGCGUCAUUGCAGUCACGUUUAUCUUCCAAAGCACUCUUGAUAUGCCUUUGGCAAUGGGGGCAUUGGGUUCUUGUUUGGCUAUCUGCUCUCUUUUUACUUCCUUGGAGUGGAAUGGUCCAGAUGAUAUCGCUACUUUUGGGAAUUCCUUGUAUUCUGGAAGUGGGAGUCCUUGGGGGAGUGGAAAACAGUUUACUUCAAGACAAAAUCGUGCAGAAUUUCUCAGCAGAUCUGGCAAGUUGGGUCCACGAGGAAAACAGUGGAACAGCCCACAGAGAUCUCCUGCUUGGUCUGACUCUCCUUCGAAAGGCAUAAGAUCUCCAACCACUGGUAGGUUGGUAAGAAAUCAGCCGGAUCACUAUUCAACCUUCCACAGGACACCCAACAGAAAAAAGUACUCGAAAAAGGAAUGGGAGGAAUUUACGGAGAAAUCAACACGGCAAGCCAUGGCUGAAUUGGCAUCCUCUCCGGAGUUCACUGACUGGAUUAUCAAGAAUGCUAAUCGAAUUCAACGUAUUCCGGAUGAUAGUUCACUUGAUACAAUUGGAAGUGGGUCAGAUUCCACAGACGCGAAUGUUGCAGAGAGUUGUGACCGAUUUAGUUUCUUCAAAUGGUAGCUGACACUGUAUACCUUACCAGUUUCUGAUCCCGUCUUGGCAUUAGGAUAGCAAUUUAUUGGGUACCUUUUUCCCCAACAACCUUUGGGUACCUUAGUUGUACAAUCAUGAGUUGGAGGCUUGACAUACAUCUCCUUUGUCAAAAUCAUUUUUCCCCGUGUCAAUGUGUAAAGUUAUAUUUGAUCAUGUUGUUAACGAUUUAUUUUUUUAUACUAAACUUGGAUUGAAAACAAA
Molecule: messenger RNA, 1840 nt
Organism: Rhododendron vialii
Lineage: Eukaryota; Viridiplantae; Streptophyta; Magnoliopsida; Ericales; Ericaceae
Exons: 10
Coding region: 83-1606 (507 amino acids)
Source: RefSeq, a predicted model, not a curated record